AUGCGCUGGGUGUCUGCCUUCCUUGCCCUGGGAUUAACGGGUGCAUUGCAAGCAACUGCGCUGGAUGCUACGAUCUUCACGUUUCCUCCCAAGGCUGCAACACCUUUAACUGAUAAUUCUCAACAACAAACAAUAUCAGAAGAUGAGGCCCGGCUUAUCUUGGAGCUUCGCAUGAAGUCCUCUGUGGCAUCAAUCCUCGGAACUGUGAAUGCAGACACUGUGAACCGAUUGAAUCAAUUUGCUCAAGACGAUCUCACUCUCUUUGGGGGAGCUACUGGGGAUUCUGCUUCUAAAAAAAGCAUUCUUGUUCUGGAAGGGGUCGAUCACGAAGUUGCCCUAGUAUUGCAAAAGGCCCAACCGAACCACCUCCGUAUCCCACAAAUUUCCUCGCCAUUUAUCGGUGAUGACCUUCUGGAAUCAUUCAUCGAAAGCAGUUCCACUGCGGAAGAAGACCGUGGACAGUUCUGUACAUACUUCAACGGUGCUAGCAGGGCUGCAUCAUCGACAUCCCAGACUCCUAAAGACUGCUUAUCCAAGGACCCCAUGUUUGCUGAUGGGUCUGAUUUGCUUACCCGUGACUUCCUUACAACAGUUGAUUCAGUGGAAUCUUGGAUAAGCAAGGAUCACAAGGAUUCAGCUUUGAAGUUAUCCUUUAAGAAAGCCCCUAGUGAUUCUCUUCUUGGAACCAAACUCCUAGAGACAUUGCUUCUUCACUUAUCCGAACUAUCAUCGGGAAGCAACACGGAAAUCACGACGAUCGUUCUACCCCCUGGUGUCAAAUCAGAAGGAUCCAGCCCCCGCGGCCCGAAGCAAUCAUUAACACCAGGCGCUGCGCAACAGAAUGCCUUCAAGAGGUCGACCCCGCAUUCCACCUCCCCGCUGCACUCAACCUUGGCGCCUGUCUGUCAUGCUUCAAACUCAUCCUGUGUCGAAUCUACCAAUGACUGUUCUGGGCACGGUUCCUGCUAUCGAAAAUACGGCUCAGGUGUUGAGGGAAGUGUAGGCAAUUGUUAUGCAUGUCGAUGCAAGGAAACUGUUGUUCAAAAUAGCGAUGGCACCACCAAGAAGAUUCGGUGGGGUGGAGCGGCUUGCCAGAAAAGAGACAUCAGCUCACCCUUCUUCCUUGUUGGAGGCAUCAGUCUGCUUGCCAUCGUUCUCGCUGGUAGUGCGAUUGGAAUGCUUUUCAGCAUGGGCUCACAGGAGCUACCCAGUGUCAUCAGCGCAGGUGUAGGAGGUCCUAAAUCCCAGAUGUGA
Penicillium coprophilum is the source of this 1254-nucleotide messenger RNA. RefSeq names its product DUF3844 domain-containing protein. Lineage: Eukaryota; Fungi; Ascomycota; Eurotiomycetes; Eurotiales; Aspergillaceae. The record is from RefSeq and is a predicted model, not a curated record. The transcript has 4 exons. Bases 1 to 1254 code for a protein of 417 amino acids. Gene Ontology annotation, cellular component: endoplasmic reticulum.